Zophobas morio is the source of this 914-nucleotide messenger RNA. RefSeq names its product protein takeout-like. Lineage: Eukaryota; Metazoa; Arthropoda; Insecta; Coleoptera; Tenebrionidae. The record is from RefSeq and is a predicted model, not a curated record. Bases 100 to 834 code for a protein of 244 amino acids. The transcript has 4 exons.
UAAUUAUUAUUAAUAAAAGCAACUUCUUAGUAGACGCAUUUCAAUAUUUUGAAAUCUAUAUAAAAUAAGUUUUUUAAACCAUUCUUCCAACAGACGAAAAUGAACCAGUUGAUAGCAACACUCUGCGCUUGUUUUAUAGCCACAACCUUCGGGGCCAAAUUACCUUCUGGUUUCAAAAAGUGUAGCGUAAACUUAUCCUCAGAUAAGUGUUUGCCGAAAGCCAUCGAAAAUGCAAUAAGGCAGAUGGAUCGUCCCAUAAAAAAAUUGGGCUUAGUGACCCUAGAACCCUUGGUCAUUCCGUCCCUGAUUAUAGAUUCCGGUUCUCAGUAUGUGGCUACUAAGCAAAUUUUUAAAAACAUGAAACUAUCGGGUUUUAAUGAAACUUCUUGUUCCAAAGCUGAGUUUAAGUAUAACGAAAAAACGCUAAAUCUGGAGUGCGUCGUGCCAAAUUUCCGAGCGGACUACAAUUAUGAGAUACAUGGACAAAUCAUGCUGGUGUCUGUUUAUGGAAACGGGACAGGAUGGUCCAUUUUGCGCGAAAAUCAAGUUAGACUAACUUUUAAAUUUGGAGAAUAUGAAAAAAACGGUAAAAAGUAUUUUAAUAUCCUUCAUCAACAACUUCAUAUGCAACCCAGGGAUGUUGAUUUUGAUCUUCAAAAUUUGUUUGAUGGUGAUGAGGAAGCGGCUCGUCGUUUGAAUAAGAUAAUGAAAGAAAAUGUCUUGGAAAUAUAUUACGAUAUUAAAGAUGGUUAUGAAGAAGCUUUUGGAAAAAUAUUUGCUUAUAUUUUUGAAAAGAUUUUGGAAAAAGUGCCUGUUUUUGAUAUUUUCGGCUAAAGAUGGGUUUCGAAUUUACUUGUAAUGACAUAAAAUGUGACACAAAAAUCCAUUUUUAAAUAAAAAAUAACCAAUACAAA